AUGAGCCAGGCCGAGCUGUCCACCUGCUCAGCGCCGCAGUCGCAACGGAUCUUUCAGGAGGCCGUGCGCAAGGGCAACACGCAGGAGCUGCAGUCGCUGCUGCAGAAUAUGACGAACUGCGAGUUCAACGUGAACUCGUUCGGGCCCGAGGGCCAGACGGCUCUGCACCAGUCAGUCAUCGAUGGUAACCUGGAACUCGUGAAGCUGCUGGUUAAGUUCGGCGCCGACAUCCGCCUGGCCAACCGCGACGGCUGGAGCGCGCUGCACAUCGCCGCGUUCGGCGGCCACCAGGACAUCGUGCUGUAUCUCAUCACCAAGGCCAAGUACGCGGCCAGCGGCCGGUGA
Elephantulus edwardii (Cape elephant shrew) is the source of this 345-nucleotide messenger RNA. RefSeq names its product NOTCH-regulated ankyrin repeat protein (gene NRARP). Lineage: Eukaryota; Metazoa; Chordata; Mammalia; Macroscelidea; Macroscelididae. Gene Ontology annotation, cellular component: cytoplasm. The record is from RefSeq and is a predicted model, not a curated record. The transcript has a single exon. Gene Ontology annotation, molecular function: phosphatase regulator activity; enzyme inhibitor activity; protein binding. Bases 1 to 345 code for a protein of 114 amino acids.